AUAGAGAGAAGCAUAUUUUGGUGGUCGACCACCGCCAUAACACGAGCCCAACCAGAAGAGGGUCCUAAAAUCUCCUAAUCGCGCGGAUCUCAAUCCGCCAUCGAAUCGCCACAAAUCGCACAUCUGGCUUGCCCACGUUCCCUUAUCCACUCUCGUAUACUACGUGGCGGAGAGCUACUCAGGGAAUCUCCAACCUGCUGACACCUGUCCAACUCGAGGACACGUGGCACGAACCCAGCAGGCCAGAAAACCUUCGCUACACAUUGAUUCACCCAACAGUACUCUAUAUAAAGGAAGGUUAUGGAGCUUGUUUAAGCAAUCACAGCUCACAGCAAAGCAAAAACCAAAUCAAACACACACACAGAAAUCAAAUCAUCCCAAGUCGGUCAGAAACACAGUUUGAAGGGGGAGAAAAAUGCAGUCUGCCAAGGAAACCGCAUCCAACAUUGGGGCCUCUGCCAAGGCGGGGAUGGAGAAGACCAAAGCCAGCGUCCAGGAGAAGAUGGAGAAGGCUUCGGCACACGACCCUAUGCAGAAGGAGAUGGCGAGGGAGAAGAAAGAAGAGAGGAAAGCCGAAGCCGAGGCCAUGAAGCAAGGCACCAAAGCCCAGAACGCGGCGGCGAAGCAAGGAGAGCGGCUCACCGGCGGGCAUGGGAACUACAGCACCGGAGGCACCGGCACUACUGGGCAUCUCCCUGGUUCCGGGACAGGUGGCAGUCUGAUUUAAACCGGCUGACGAGACCCAUAGAGAGUCCGGCCGGUGUGCUGUAAUGUCAUCUUUGUUGUGUUUUUCUUCUUGUUUUUGUUUGUAGUUUGUUUUGAGGGUUGGAAAGGAGCAGUGGUUUGAAGUGUAGUAAAGUUGUAUGUCGCAGCGUUGCUCAGUUCUGUAGUAGCAGCGUUUUGCUCUUUCUGUAUCUGAGUUUAAAUGGAAUAAAAAAGGUGCUCCUCCUUGUAGCUAGCUCUCCACUGUGAAAAUUUGGUUUAAUAACCUUACAAGAAAGGU
Messenger RNA from Linum trigynum, 1003 nucleotides. Lineage: Eukaryota; Viridiplantae; Streptophyta; Magnoliopsida; Malpighiales; Linaceae. The record is from the annotation of a GenBank genome assembly.